Messenger RNA from Enterobius vermicularis (human pinworm), 1137 nucleotides. The record is from the annotation of a GenBank genome assembly. Lineage: Eukaryota; Metazoa; Nematoda; Chromadorea; Rhabditida; Oxyuridae.
AUGACUAUAACAUAUACCGAAGAAUUUUCUACACUGCUUUUCCAAUGGAGAGGUUCUGUAUGGAAAGCUGUUCUGAAAGAAUUAAUCCUGUUUUACAUACUUUACUAUAUUAUUAUGAUAUUCCAGUUUUUCUGUCUCGAUGAACAAGGAAGAAUCUAUUUUGCUGGUUAUAUAUCACUUUGUGCAAAGGGAUUGAACUAUAUACCGUUAUCAUUUUUGGUUGGCUUUUUUGUUGCAAUUGUAGUUGCCCGAUGGUGGGAACAGUUCAACUGGAUCAGUUGGCCAGAUAAACUUAUGAUGACAGUUGCAGCCUGUUUUCCGGGCAAAAAAAAUUUGAAUAUUCGGCAAACUCUAGCUAGAUGGUCUAGUCUACAGGCAGCAACUGCCUGGUCUGGCGUAUCUGUAAGGUCGUAUAAACGAUUCCCAACUGAAAAGCAUCUUCUAAACGCCAAAUUGUUUACUGACGAAGAAUAUAAAAUGUAUACGUCGAUUCAAGCGCCACAUGGCAAAUGGUUUAUUCCAACAUUAUGGUCUUUAAACUUAAUCAGUAAUUUAUACAGAAGAAAGAAAGUUGACCCAUUACAGUUCAAAAUGCUCAUCGAUCACAUUUAUUCGUAUCGUGAUGGAUUCUCAAUGCUUUACGUCUAUGACUGGAUAAAGAUUCCGCUAGUUUAUACACAAGCAGUUGCAAUAGCCACUUACGGAUACUUUGGGUUAUGUUUGAUUGCAAGACAACCAAGAACUGAUGAGCACUCACUGAAAGAACAACCUGCACUUCUUUUUCCCAUUUUAACUACCUUUCAAAUAAUAUUUUAUCUUGGUUGGCUCAAAGUUGGUCAAUACCUGAUGAAUCCAUUUGGUGAAGACGAUGACGAUUUUGGUAAACUAAACUACAUUCUCGACCGCAACAGCUACAUUGCCAAAAUGAUGGCAGUUGAAGUCGCCGAUCAAUACCCUCGAAUUGGAAGCAUUGGGAUGACGGAAGAGAUCCCGCACACUAAAGCAUCAUUCAGUAUACCGGACACAAUCCCAAAAUCGUUAUCGGUAGAAGUGCCAAAGGAAGGAAUGAAAAUAGUGAACACAGAACGUUUGUUUAAUGCAAAACACGAAAUUGAGGAAAUACUGGAUGACUCGUAG